Sclerotinia sclerotiorum 1980 UF-70 is the source of this 168-nucleotide messenger RNA. RefSeq lists its product with no specific name. The coding region runs from base 1 to 168 and encodes 55 amino acids. Lineage: Eukaryota; Fungi; Ascomycota; Leotiomycetes; Helotiales; Sclerotiniaceae. The record is from RefSeq and is a predicted model, not a curated record. The transcript has a single exon.
AUGGAUGGAACUAAAGGAGCAAGAGAUGGGACGAAAGGACCAAGAGAUGGCACGAAAGGACCAAGAGAUGGCACGAAAGGACCAAGAGGUGGCACGAAAGGACCAAGAGAUGAAACAAAAAGAACAAGAGAUGGAAAGAAAAAUAAAUCAACUACAAUUACAAAUUAA